This is a messenger RNA of Athene cunicularia (burrowing owl), 2333 nucleotides long. It is a transcript of the gene UBE2G2, whose product is annotated as ubiquitin conjugating enzyme E2 G2. The coding region runs from base 42 to 455 and encodes 137 amino acids. NCBI's taxonomy places the organism in Eukaryota, Metazoa, Chordata, Aves, Strigiformes, Strigidae. The record is from RefSeq and is a predicted model, not a curated record. Gene Ontology annotation, cellular component: endoplasmic reticulum; cytosol. The transcript has 5 exons.
AGCUGACCCUGAACCCACCAGAAGGGAUCGUAGCAGGUCCCAUGAAUGAAGAGAACUUCUUUGAAUGGGAAGCUCUGAUUAUGGGUCCUGAAGACACCUGUUUCGAGUAUGGGGUUUUCCCUGCCAUUCUGAGCUUUCCACUCGACUAUCCGUUAAGUCCUCCGAAGAUGAGGUUCACCUGUGAGAUGUUCCAUCCAAACAUUUACCCAGAUGGGAGAGUUUGCAUCUCUAUUCUUCACGCUCCUGGGGAUGAUCCCAUGGGAUACGAGAGCAGCGCUGAGCGGUGGAGUCCUGUGCAGAGUGUGGAAAAGAUCCUCUUGUCAGUUGUUAGCAUGCUGGCAGAGCCAAAUGAUGAAAGCGGAGCCAAUGUAGAUGCCUCCAAGAUGUGGCGGGAAGACAGAGAACAAUUUAACAAAAUUGCCAAGCAGAUUGUGCAGAAGUCACUUGGACUUUAAGCUCACAAAGAGACUGAAGUGUUUUGUAUUUCUCUCCACCUGAAAAUGAGCAGUGCUCAGUGCUGGUACCAAAAAGGAAUACUUUGCAAAACUAGUUCUUAUCAUUUGUUAUUUAUUUACCAUCUCUUUUCUUCUUCCACUGCUCCAGAGAAGCCUCUAGUUCAUUCACUAAAUUUUGUGGAAAAAGGAUUUAAAACUAAGGAAAAAUAUGGAGACAAUGCUGUUUCAAAGGCUGCUUCUUGCUACCUCACUUCAUGGUAUGAAAAGCUUGGAGACUUUGCAAUCAGCAGCUCACCUUCACCGAUCUGUUGUUUGAGAACAGAGCUGAUGUGGAUCACCUGCCGGAAGAAUUAGUUGUAUGUUUUUAUAGGUAGCAUUGCAUCUGAAGCACCAGUAGACAGGAAAUAAUCUAUCAGUUUUAUGAUACUCGCCAAGUUAAGGACAACAUUUGCAGACAGAACUGAAGAGUAUCAUUAGCAAGAGAGGCUACAAAAUAAGGUUAUAGUCAGGAUGUGUUAGCAGAGAAAGUGAUUGUGCAGCACAUAACUUUAUGAUAAGACCUGGGGAGUUGUUGCCAGUGACUGGCUGUUCCCAUGUAGCACUGUGAAUUUGUGUUGAGCCUUUGAGUCAGUGUUUGCUUGGAAGAAAUUCCAAGAACUGCUUUAUUACUCUUUGGAGACAGUUGUAAAUUUUACAUUCAAUUAGAGAUGCAGGAUAUAAAGACCGGGUUCUUAAACACUUUGGUAAGGUUCACCAUGGGCAAGGUAGUUCAUUGGCAGCCUGAAAAUCCAGUGAGGAUGUGUCUGCUCCUCUGGGCAUGUAAAAUAUCUCUGUAGUAAUGUCAGCUCCUCUUCUGUUGACAUUUGGGUGUGCAGAGGAUUAGGCACUGCUGGCCUUUGCCGUUACAGUCCAGCUCACCCGUUUUUCAUGUGAACGAGCAAAGGUGGACAUGACGACUUUUGUAAAAUUAACUGUAAUACUUCUUUUACUACUUUUGUGUAUUUAAGUCAGAGAAGAUGCUGGCUGUUUUUCUAGAGGAUGGUACGAUGCAGGUUUAGAACUGCAGAGCAUUGUAGCCGAUUGCUGGUGUGGAGGGUGUGGGAAAUACCAGCUGCAACAAUCAGUUUGCAAAACUCCUUAGGGGCCACUGGUGACCUUUGUGCUUUGCAAGCAAAUCUCUUGUGUAGGUCCAAAUCUUCUCCAAUUUACCACAAGCAAUAACAUGCCCAUUGAUAGCACAUGGAAUCAAAUUUUGUUGGCAGCUUUACGGGCUAAAUUUGAGAAGGGCUUUUUAUUUUUCUGUGAAAAGCGUGUGACAUGGAAAGAGUCGCACCUUGGGGAAAGCUUUACAGAGGUGAUUGUGUGCAUGCGCGUGUGUACAACUCGUCAGUAUUUAUGUCUUGCUGUCUGUGCUGCAUAUUCACGUGCUGCAGAUUGCAGUAUGCCAUCAUUCUGCACCUCCGAAGAAUUUGUAUUGCUACAACUUGCUAAUUUUACCUCCUUGUAGAAAUAAUCUUGCCUUGGUCUAAGGGUGGGAGGGGGACCUGACAUAGUUUGGGAGCAGAGAUGAUGAAAUAGUGUUGUACCUAACUAGUAUUUCAAGGCAUACAGGAAAAUGUAGCACUUCUAUGCAAAUUGGGAGCAUUUUUUUGAACUGUAGUAGAUGGAGCAUUGCUCCUGGGAGUACUGCAGCCACUUUUGGAAACAACGCUGGAGAGCUGUGAGCACCACAUGGCAAAUGGUGGAUUCAGCAGACAUAGCAAAAGUGGGCUUUUUUAAAGUGCGGAGUAUUUUAUUCAUGUGUGCUCACUCAUUAUCUUUAUUUUAUGGUGGAUCUAGUCUGUAUCCUGAAAAUAAAGUGAUUAUAUUUUCUCCUUU